AUGGGGAUGUCUUUGCACAAUCUGUGCUUCUGUCUCUUCAUCAUCCUCGCCUUCUCUGGCCAGGCCUAUGGUUUUGGGGCAGGAAACAUCGCAUCUCUCUCUCGGAUCGAAGGUCAGAAUUGGCGUCAUGGUGAUAUUGAAGAUACAUUAUUGAGCCUAUUCCUCGCUCGUGUCGCCGGCGGGCGGAAGUUCAGCAAGCUUGAUGUGAAGCGUGUAUAUUUCGGUAACUGGCUUCGCGACUAUAGUCAAGCCGUCGAUGUCGGUACUGUCAAACAUGUCAGCGCCGAGGCGAUUCGCAUCCUGAUCUGGGUCCUGGGAUUCAUGAGCUUUGGGUAUGGUACUCGUGAAUUUGAAGUGACCACAGAGCGGUUGGGUUGCUACCAACCCACAGAACAUAUCGAUAACCCGCUCGGCUAUGCGGAGGGUGACGAUGCCCGUCGUUACGACCGGCGUCUUCGAGGGCCUAUUGAUGAGGAACGCGAGUUAUCGAUUGAUCCUCAAACCGAAUUCCUCACCUGCAUGCGGCACCAAGCUGACCGGGGCAUCGCGCUAGGCCUGAAAAACUAUAUUGCAUCCGAAAACCUAGGUAUCGAUACCUCUGCGGCUUUGAUCCGUAGUGUUCUCGGCCGCUCAAUCCAGUUGGGACGUCGCUACGCCCGGUCACGUAAUGACGAUGACCUACAUGAGGCUCUUCGCUUGUUGGGAACCGGUCUGCACUGUCUGGAGGACUAUGCUGCCCAUUCAAAUUACACAGAACUCAGUCUGAUCGAGCUGGGUGAAAAGGGUGUCUUCCCCCACGUUGGCCGCAAUACCAAGAUUCAACUUCGGGGUGCCCGCGGAGAUGUCUACCCUAUUGUGACCGGUACUUUUGGUGGAGUCGACUUUUUCCACUCGGUGCUCGGAGAGUUCUCUGAUAAGACCAAACAAUCCGAAAUUCAGUCCCUUGAAGGUGUGAUUACGGAGUCAGAGAAUGACGGCCCUUCGAAGAGCCUUCUGCAGGAUCUGCUGAGCAAAAUCCCCAGCGGGUUGAUUGGGGACAGCAGCGAUCAGGCUGGUAAAAUGGACGAGUUCAAGGCCAAGGCCGAUGAUGCUCGGCAUAACAGUCAGAACAUCAGUCCCCGCCAGCCUGAAGAAUGGACCCGCUACUUGGACAAUGUUCAAAAGCAGAUCUAUCCCGUUCUCGAGUGGCACGACCAGCUUUUGAAGGCAAUUAACGAGGCAAUCGAGAAGAUUCCCGUGUUACCAGAUCUGAUUGAGCAAGUCCAAGACGAAAUUACGGUCUUUGUGUUCUCGGUCCUUGCGCCGUAUAUCCUCCCUAUCAUUCAACAAGCCAAGUCAGAGCUUGAGACGGGUUCUUCGGAAGUUAUCCAGAGCAGCAGGCAGCAGCAGCACAUUGUCUUCAAUGAUGACUCUGCCUCAAACCCCACUCACUCGAUGCUCUCCAAGGACCAUUUCUCCAAUGUGCUCAAUGAGCCAGCUGGGCGUAUUGCUUCUCAGGUUGUUAAAUGGACCGUGCCUCAGCUGAUGCAGUGUUGGGAUGACGACAGUAUCGAUAUCGACCGAACCCUCAGCCGAAUCAUCUCUGGAGUAUUCCACCAUCCCGCUCUACGGGAUUAUGGAGAUGAUGGCGCCGCUGACAUUCGAGGCAUUAUGUUCUCCACUGUGGAACAGUGGUGGAGCGAGAAGAGCGACCGGGAACGUGAGGGGCUUCGUGACCAAUUGAGCCGCAAUGGCGUCCGUGAGGGCCGAAACCAUAAAGAUGGAGUCCAGGACUGUGGCCAUGGAUGUGGAAAACCACUCAGUCUGCCUAAAAAACAUCGCAAAGGCAGCUAUGGCAACAGCGGUCAACAGUCCAGCAACGACAACCUUGAAAAAAUUGCCUCUCAGGUUGUUGGGGGAGGCGCGUUAGGGGGUCUCGUCGGCGGCCUUGUAGGUGGAGUGGGCUCAAUGGUCCUGGAUAACGGUGAUUCCUCUGGUCGACAAAGUCCUAAAAGACAGCAUAGUCCGAAGAGACAGCACAGUCCGAAGAGACAGCACAGUCCGAAGAGACAGCACAGUCCUAAGCGUUCGAAGAGCCCCAAGCCUCGAAAGCAUGAAAGUGACGAUGAGCACGAUCGCCCUCGCCGCCAGCAUGAACACCGUGACCACGAUGAAACACAGACUUACGGCUACGCGCCUUCUCGACCACAGGAAGGGUAUUCACAUGAAAGCGAUAGGCCCUCAUAUGGCGGGCCACCUGAUCCUCGUGAUGAUUAUCAACGUAACGAGUAUUCUCGCCAAGAUUAUCCUCCCAGUAUGCCCUCUAGGCAGGACUAUCACCGUGAGGAAUAUCUCGCAGAUUUUCCCUCUCGCAAUGACUUCCCUCCCUCGGGUGAUUAUCCUCCCAACCAGCCUCCGAUGCAGAAUUAUCGCGGCGAGGAAUAUCGCACUGAUUUCUCCGCUCGGAAUGACUUUCCUUCUGAUGGGUUUUCUCCCAACCCUCCUCCUAUGCAAGCUUAUCACCGUGAAGAGCACCGUCAGUAUCAACAGGAGGAAAACGGAUCUUAUUACCGCCAAGAAAGACGUGAGACAUAUGAGACAGGUCAGAUUGAAUACCAGCGAACCGAGACGCGGUACGACUAUACGUCAUCUCAGCCUCAAUUUGAGCAUGUAGAACAGAAUUACGGCCGUGCGGGAUAUGAACAGGAGUAUUCCGAUUAUGGUGGACCACCACGAGCAGGUGGCAAUGAGUAUGAAAGGCCUGGAAAUCCGGUCGGAGAAGACAACUACGGCGAGCGCUUUGGCGGCAUCGGAGGCGGCAAUGUUGAGAUCGUGGAGCGUCGGCCUCGUCAUGAGCGCCGGUCUAGUGGUGACUCGCGGUCUGGCAGCGAGGAAAGGCACCCUCGACACCACCGACACCAUCGGCACCAUCGAUCAGGAUCGGAAUCAAAUUAG
This is a messenger RNA of Penicillium macrosclerotiorum, 2934 nucleotides long. RefSeq names its product Het-C domain-containing protein. Lineage: Eukaryota; Fungi; Ascomycota; Eurotiomycetes; Eurotiales; Aspergillaceae. The transcript has 3 exons. The record is from RefSeq and is a predicted model, not a curated record. The coding region runs from base 1 to 2934 and encodes 977 amino acids.